Molecule: messenger RNA, 750 nt
Organism: Arvicola amphibius (Eurasian water vole)
Lineage: Eukaryota; Metazoa; Chordata; Mammalia; Rodentia; Cricetidae
Gene: Clec5a
Product: C-type lectin domain containing 5A
Exons: 7
Coding region: 67-750 (227 amino acids)
Biological process (GO): innate immune response
Molecular function (GO): virus receptor activity
Source: RefSeq, a predicted model, not a curated record
UUGAAAAUGCAGCUGGCACAGUGAGGUUGUGGACAAGGAUGGUACCCAUUGCCUGAGCAGGAGCCUAUGCUCAGGAGACAAGGAACCCUGCUCACUGCACAAGUAUUAGCUGAUCACAAAGGCUCCUAUCUGUAUGCCAAGCCAGACUUCCAAAGAGAGAUCAGAAUCCCCAUCAUCAUGAACUGGAACACGAUCAUCUCGGGGUUUGUUAUAGUAGUGAUUAAAGCCGCUGGAAUGACCGUAUUUCUGCUGUAUUUCCCACAGGUUUUUGGCAAGAGUAAUGAUGGCUUCAUCCCCACGGAGAGCUAUGGAACCACUAAUGUGCAGAAUGUCUCACAGAUCUUUGGGAGAAAUAAUGAAAGUGUCAUGCCCACAAGGAGCCAUGGAACAGCCUGCCCCAAAGACUGGGAUCUUCAUCAAGGGAGAUGCUUCUUCUUCUCCACCUCUGAAUCAUCUUGGAAUAACAGCAGGGAUGACUGUGCAACCAGAGGAUCCACACUGGCAGUUGUCGACACACCAGAGAAACUGAAGUAUCUUCAGGACAUAGCUGAUGCCGAGAAGUACUUUGUGGGUUUGACACGUCAGUCGGGAGGAAAAAGGUGGCGCUGGGUCAACAACUCUGUAUUCAAUGGCAAUGUUACGAACGAGAAUCAGAACUUCCACUGCGUCACUAUAGGCCUGACAAAGACAUUUGAUGCUGCAUCAUGUGACAUCAGCUAUCGCUGGAUCUGUGAGAGGACUCCCAGAUAA